UCUCGCGGUGUUUGCACGAGACCGCUUCCUUCCUCCUUCCCCUGCCAGUCCGCCAGCCUUCCUCCCUGUCUCCCCGGCCUGGCCGCCCCCUCCUUCCCCUGCCGGCCCCCUCCCCGCGGGGAUAAUAUGGUCUCCGGCGAUGGACUCCCCAAGUGCAGGAUACACCUUUGAGUACCUUAUUGAAACAUUAAGUGGCAAUUCACAAAAGAAGUUCUUCAAUGUACCUAAACUUGGAGGCACCAAGUAUGAUAUUCUGCCUUAUUCAAUACGGGUCCUAUUGGAAGCUGCUGUACGAAAUUGUGAUGGCUUUUUAAUGAAAAAGGAAGAUGUUAUGAACAUUUUGGAUUGGAAAACCAAACAGAGCAAUGUUGAAGUGCCCUUUUUCCCUGCCCGUGUUGUUCUUCAAGAUUUUACUGGAAUACCGGCAAUGGUGGAUUUUGCUGCUAUGAGGGAGGCAGUGAAAACUCUCGGAGGUGAUCCUAAGAAAGUCCACCCUGCCUGUCCAACAGAUCUCACAGUUGACCAUUCUUUACAGAUUGACUUCAGUAAAUGUGCAAUACAGAAUGCACCAAAUCCUGGAGGUGGUGACCUACAGAAAGCAGGCAAGCUCUCCCCACUCAAAGUGCAGCCCAAGAAGCUCCCAUGCCGAGGCCAGACAGCCUGCCGGGGACCGUGUGAUUCUGGAGAACUAAGCCGAAACUCAGGAACGUUUUCUUCACAGAUUGAGAAUACACCCAUCCUGUGUCCUUUUCAUUUGCAACCAGUGCCUGAACCUGAGACAGUGUUAAAAAAUCAAGAAGUAGAAUUUGGCAGAAAUCGAGAGAGGCUUCAAUUUUUCAAGUGGAGCUCAGGAGCUUUUAAGAAUGUGGCAGUCAUCCCUCCUGGAACUGGAAUGGCUCAUCAAGUGAACUUAGAAUAUUUAUCAAGAGUCGUUUUUGAAGAAAAGGACCUGCUCUUCCCAGACAGCGUAGUUGGCACGGACUCUCAUAUCACUAUGGUGAAUGGAUUGGGGAUUCUUGGGUGGGGAGUUGGAGGCAUUGAGACAGAGGCAGUUAUGCUUGGCCUGCCAGUUACUCUUACUUUACCAGAGGUGGUUGGCUGUGAGCUAACUGGCUCAUCCAAUGCUUUCGUUACAUCCAUAGAUAUUGUCCUUGGCAUUACAAAGCACCUCAGACAAGUAGGAGUGGCUGGAAAGUUUGUUGAGUUUUUUGGAAGUGGAGUUUCGCAAUUAUCUAUUGUUGAUCGAACUACCAUAGCAAACAUGUGUCCAGAAUAUGGUGCUAUCCUCAGCUUUUUCCCUGUUGACAAUGUGACGCUGCAACACUUAGAACAUACAGGUUUUGACAAAACCAAACUUGAGUCAAUGGAAAAAUACCUUAAAGCUGUGAAAUUAUUUCGAAAUGAGACUUCUUCAGAACCUGAGUAUUCUCAGGUGAUACAGAUUAAUCUGAGUUCAAUAGUUGCGUCUGUCAGUGGUCCAAAAAGGCCUCAGGAUAGAGUUGCUGUAACAGACAUGAAGAGUGAUUUUCAGGCUUGCUUAAAUGAGAAGGUUGGAUUUAAAGGCUUCCAAGUUGCAGCAGAAAAACAAAGUGAUACUGUCUCUAUUCAUUACGAUGGAAAUGAGUAUAAGCUCUCUCAUGGGUCCGUGGUCAUUGCUGCAGUUAUCAGUUGUACCAAUAAUUGCAAUCCAUCUGUCAUGCUUGCUGCAGGUCUUUUGGCUAAGAAGGCUGUUGAAAUUGGUCUCCGAGUUAAACCUUAUAUAAGGACAAGUUUAUCUCCGGGCAGUGGGAUGGUUACACAUUACCUCAGCUCAAGUGGAGUGUUACCCUAUCUUAGCAAGCUGGGAUUUGAAAUAGUUGGCUAUGGAUGUUCAACAUGUGUGGGAAAUACAGCACCUUUAUCAGAGGCAGUUUUGAAUGCAGUAAAACAGGGUGAUUUGGUUACCUGUGGAGUUUUAUCCGGAAACAAAAACUUUGAAGGUCGUCUUUGUGAUUGUGUUCGUGCCAAUUAUCUUGCCUCUCCACCCUUAGUGGUGGCUUAUGCCAUAGCAGGCACAGUGAAUAUAGAUUUCCAGACAGAGCCUUUAGGAGCUGACUCUACGGGCAAGGAGAUUUACUUGCAUGACAUUUGGCCUAGUCGAGAAGAAGUUCAUCAGGUAGAAGAAGAACACGUUAUAUUGUCUAUGUUUAAAGCACUGAAAGAGAAGGUAGAGCUGGGAAAUAAAAGGUGGAAUUCCUUAGAAGCACCAGACUCAGUGCUGUUUCCAUGGGACAUGAAGUCUACUUACAUCAGAUGCCCUUCAUUUUUUGAUAAACUUACCAAAGAGCCAGCUGUGUUCCAGCCUAUUGAAAAUGCCCACGUUCUGUUGUACUUGGGAGACUCUGUCACUACAGAUCACAUAUCACCUGCUGGAAGUAUUGCCAGGAGUAGUGCUGCCGCUAAGUAUUUGACAAACAGAGGCCUAACUCCUCGAGAGUUCAACUCUUACGGAGCCCGAAGAGGUAAUGAUGCUGUGAUGACAAGAGGCACAUUUGCAAACAUCAAGCUUUUAAAUAAGUUUAUCGGGAAGCCAGCUCCCAAAACAAUUCAUUUUCCAUCAGGACAGAUGCUCGAUGUAUUUGAAGCUGCAGAACUGUACCAGAAAGAAGGUAUUCCACUGAUAAUUUUAGCAGGAAAGAAAUAUGGUUCAGGAAAUUCAAGAGACUGGGCUGCCAAAGGACCCUAUUUGCUGGGUGUAAAGGCUGUUCUGGCUGAAAGCUAUGAAAAAAUACACAAAGAUCAUUUGAUUGGAAUUGGCAUAGCACCACUUGAGUUCCUCCCUGGAGAAAACGCAGAUUCCUUGGGCCUCUCCGGAAGAGAAGUAUUUUCUUUAACAUUUCCUGAAGAACUUUCUCCUCGAAUUACAUUAAAUAUGAAGACGAGUACUGGAAAAGAAUUCAGUGUGAUUGCAUCAUUUGAAAAUGAUGUGGAAAUAACUUUGUAUAAACACGGAGGCUUAUUAAACUUUGUGGCUCGAAAAUUCUCAUAGUAUCUACUCAUUGUGGUAUCUUUCGUGACUGGUAACUGCAAAGCCUUUUGUGCUGGACCCAGGAAUUUUUGCCGUGGAGCUGCAGAUAAUUUCAGUAUACUUAUCCAUGGAUGUAAAUGAUAAUGAAUCAACGUAGUGACUGAAAUGAAAUCUUGAUUUUAAAUAAUAUACGAAUGGUGCUAUUAACAUUGCUAAAAUCAACGUGUGAAGUGUGUUGUGGAAGAGACCUGUAAGUAUGGGGUUAUAUUUUAUGAGAACUUUUGUAAAUAAAGACAGAAUUUGAACUUGUGUUGGAGAUUCAUAUGAGUAGCCUUUCUGAAGCUGUUUCUUUUGUUUUGCACCUAUAAAACUGGACUACUGUUUGUUGGUUUAAGAAUAGCAAGUUGAAAUACAAGAAUCCAGAUUAGACCCUAAAAUUGUGGAGAUGGCUACCUGAUUUAUAAACAAAUUUUUAAGUGUAUUCCUUUCCAGAAUUGAGUUGGACACAGUUGGCAUUCCCAGUUUGUAAUGUAAGUCAUUUGUUUUUAGUCUCAGUGUCUGCAAGGGAUAAAGCUGCCCCAGGUCACAGUCCCUCUGACCAAUCAAUGACUACAAAAUGGAACUGAUAAUAUGGUACCAUGUAUUAGUAAAAACAUAUUUCCUAUGGUACAGUCCUGUAAUUUUUCAGUAAUUAGCCACUAUGACCCUCCGGCAAUCUCAAAAUGCUGGUGUAUUAAUUUGGACUAGAUUUUGCGCAUUUUACUAUCACUUCUGUAACCUCAAUUAGGUGUCACCAGCUGACAUUCCACACACCUUUUAUGAAUGCUGGAAACAACUUGAAUCAAAUUCUAGAUUUCCUCUACACUUACAAAUUAUCCACCCAAAAUUAUAUGGAUAUGUACCUCUAAGGGUUUGUUUGUUUGUUUGUUUCUUAAUGUUAUUUCUUACAGUCUCUUAAGUUGACUUCUUGCUUUUUGAGUCUUUAUCUUAUCUGGGAUACAUCACUUUGUUAAUUUCAUUAUGAUUUUUUUAAAUCAAAACUGACAAAGAUGUGACACUCGGUGGUCACUGCUGUCUGCAGGUCAUGUGUUUCCAUUUGUAUCUUUUACACCAUGUCACAUCCUUUGUCCAUGUUUAACAUUUUAAAAGGGUUGGAAAUUCAUUUUUUGAAAGCCCUAUACUUCUUUUUAAUUAAGAAGUUAAACUUAGCAGCAGAAAGUAAAGUAUAGUGAUUUUUUUUAAAAAAUGUUUUCUUCAUUUGAUCUGUUUUUGUGCAUUAGGCACAAUAAAAAGGACUUGUUUUAUGCUAAAAUUCAGGAACUAACGAACCCGUGGGUAAAGAGCACUGAGAACUGUACACCAUCAGUCAUACGGUCUUUUGAAGAUAUUUUUCAAAAUGUAUACUUAGUUGGACUAGAGUUCGAUGAAACAAAGUCUUUACUAAAUGUUUUCUUUGCUACUUUGAAGUCCUAUUGUGUUCUGGUAGGUGCCAUGUAUCUGACUGCAUGUGUGUUAAUCUGUGUGGAAACCCGAGUCAGGAAUGGAGAUAUUACAAGUAGAGUAUUAAAAUACUGGUACAUGCUUUAAAGAAAUGGUAAUUCCAGAUUGUAUAUAUGGGGGGAAAAACGCUUUUAUUUUGAAGGCAUACUCUGUAGUCUGAGCUAAAGGUGUGGACAUAAAUGUCUGAGAGAUGAUAAACCCAGCUAUGAAUCAGACAUUAACAUUUCUAGUCCGGUAAGGCAUAAAAAGUAUGUUUAGGAACAAAAUCAAGGUUCUUUUAAUCCCUCGCCUAGAAACGGUGAACUAAACUCUCGGUAAGCAUGGUUUUAAGUCGGGGAGGGAAAUUAAGCACAUGUCCCAGUGCAUAUAGAUUCUGCCUCCAGCCAAAUGAUGCAAAAAUGUGGCACCUGGUUUUAUUAUGUUACUUUCUUUAUUCACUUUUUUUUUUUUGUAUUUUGUGUUAUUUUCUGAAAAUUACCAAUAUUUGGGAAAAGAAAGUGAACACACAGGAAAAAAAAAAUCAGUGUUGUGAAUGUAGCACAGUUACCAACAGCAACAGUUUAGUCUCUUAAGAAUGGUGUGCUCCGUGCUGUUGUGUGCCUUAGUUGUGCUUCUUAUACAAAUGGAGGAGAGGAAGGUUCAGCCUCUGAACUACUGCUGUUAGUUAGUCCUUUAAGGUUCUCAAGAUGGCAGGUACCUCUGUCUCUGUGUUAGCACUCAGAUGGAAAGCAGCAGCAUCUCCACCAGUCUGGUUUUUCACUGGGAUUGUACUAAAAAAGAGUCGGUUGUUUGCUGAUACAGUAACACAAUAGUUUGGAGUGCAUUCCUGUUCUCAGUGGUAUGUGACAGGACAAAUUUUGACUUUUGUCAGGGGUUGAAAAACCCCUUUUGCCUGUGAGUUUAGGGAGAAGAUACUAAGAUACUAGUUAAUGAUAUUAUGUUUGAUUUGGGGGAAGGGGAAAGCAAAUGGAUUUUGGCUUUUUUCCAUUUUUUGUUUGUUUGUUUCUGUUUUUUCCCCCUUCAAGGUGACUGUGCUGAUGUGGUUUUUGUUUAUCAAUUUUAUUUUAUGCAUCAUAUGUGACUAUAAAACCAUAUAUAUCUCUUACGUAACUACAAAUCAUUGUUAUUUAAAGCCAACAAAAUAGCAUAACAGUUUUAAGUUCAAUAAUGUUAAGUAUUGUAUAGAAAUAUAUUGGAGGUAAAGUUCAGUUAUAAAAUUGUGUAUAUGUUAUUGAUGCUGUAAAUUAUUUUUAAUAAAGAAAAUUGUAUUAUCACAUUUGA
Meriones unguiculatus (Mongolian gerbil) is the source of this 5788-nucleotide messenger RNA. It is a transcript of the gene Ireb2, whose product is annotated as iron responsive element binding protein 2. Gene Ontology annotation, cellular component: cytosol; mitochondrion. NCBI's taxonomy places the organism in Eukaryota, Metazoa, Chordata, Mammalia, Rodentia, Muridae. The coding region runs from base 140 to 3028 and encodes 962 amino acids. The transcript has 22 exons. Gene Ontology annotation, molecular function: 4 iron, 4 sulfur cluster binding; aconitate hydratase activity; iron-responsive element binding. Gene Ontology annotation, biological process: tricarboxylic acid cycle; citrate metabolic process. The record is from RefSeq and is a predicted model, not a curated record.